UUUCCAGAUGUUACGGCUCGCCUGAGUCUCUGAGCGCGCCAGGGGCAUUUGGGUGGGACGCGAUGGAUGUCUGAGGGUGUCCACGCGCUCGCGUGGGCUCAGCCCCAAGUGCAGGCGCCCAGAGACCCAGCGAUAGCUCUGAAUCAGGUGUUGACCAGCACUUUCUACCCCCACCGGCUUGGGCCAGUCACUGGACCCUGGACUUUGACCUCUCUCUCUCCACCAGGCCGGGGCAGCUGAUGGUUUUGGCGAAGUAUCUUAAGGUAGCUGGGCCCACCCCCUCUUCCCCACCUACCCUUCGUCCUCCCCCCCACACCACCACCACCCUGGCUCCUCUCCCUCAUGACCGCCUGGAUCCUCCUUCCUGUCAGCCUGUCAGCCUUCUCCAUCACCGGACUGUGGACUGUGUAUGCCAUGGCCGUGAAGAACCACCACGCAUGCCCCGUGGAGAACUGGUCCUACAACGAGUCCUGCUAUCCUGACCCUGCUGAGCAGGGGGGCCCCAAGACCUGCUGCACCCUGGACGAUGUCCCCCUCAUCAGCAAGUGUGGCACAUACCCCCCAGAGAGCUGCCUCUUCAGCCUCAUUGGCAACAUGGGUGCUUUCAUGGUGGUCCUGAUCUGCCUCCUGCUCUACGGGCAGCUCCUGGAGCAGAGUCGCCAUUCCUGGGUCAACACCACGACACUCAUCACAGGAUGCACCAAUGCCGCAGGGCUUGUGGUGGUUGGCAACUUCCAGGUGGAUCACGCUAAGUCUCUGCACUACAUUGGAGCUGGUGUGGCCUUCCCUGCUGGACUGCUCUUUGUCUGCCUGUACUGUGCCCUCUCCUACCAUGGGGCCACAGCCCCCCAGGACCUGGCUAUGGCAUACGUGAGGAUCGUGCUGGCAGCCAUUGCCUUUGUCACCCUGAUCCUCAGUGCUGUCUUCUUCUUGCACGAGAGUUCUCAGCUGCAGCAUGGCGCAGCCCUGUGUGAAUGGGUGUUUGUCAUUGACAUCCUCAUUUUCUACGGCACCUUCAGCUACGAGUUUGGGGCAGUCUCCUCUGAGACGCUGGUGGCUGCCCUACAGCCUGCCCCUGGCCGGGCCUGCAAGUCCUCCGGGAACAGCACCUCCACUCACCUCAACUGUGCCCCCGAGAGCAUUGCCAUGAUCUGAGGUCUGGGGAGGACAGCUAGCCUGGCCUCCACAGCUCCGCAGCCCAUAUCCUUGAGUUUAUUUUGUACCAAAAACAAUUUUAAGAAAGUAUUCUGUUGGGACAAGAGUUUCCUCAUCACUGGAGGAGUGGCCGUGCCACACCACCUGUGCCAUAGAGGAGCAGGGCCUGGCAACUGCUCCCCCACGCCAUACACAGUGUUGUUAGGUUUAAAGGUCACGUAUCCUCAUUCACCCAGCCAGACCUUCAGGUGCCUUCUACUCCCCAGUGCCAAGCCAGACCACUGGGGUUUCCUGCUGCAGGAAAUGGGAACUGGGAACAGCAAAAGGGAUAGAAGUUGGGGGGAGGGGGGUGAGCACUCCUUAGUCUGAGGGAAGGCCCACUUUUGGGCCCACUGAGCUGCACUGGGAUUCUUCAUUCUGCUCCUUACUUUCUUUAGGACAAAUAACACAGCAGAACCACAUGGGUAUUUUAGUACAUUUUUUUUAUAUCUAUUAAAAGAAUUCUAAUUUG
Manis pentadactyla (Chinese pangolin) is the source of this 1666-nucleotide messenger RNA. It is a transcript of the gene TMEM150A, whose product is annotated as transmembrane protein 150A. The record is from RefSeq and is a predicted model, not a curated record. The transcript has 7 exons. Lineage: Eukaryota; Metazoa; Chordata; Mammalia; Pholidota; Manidae. Bases 343 to 1155 code for a protein of 270 amino acids. Gene Ontology annotation, biological process: protein localization to plasma membrane.